Molecule: messenger RNA, 3563 nt
Organism: Vicugna pacos (alpaca)
Lineage: Eukaryota; Metazoa; Chordata; Mammalia; Artiodactyla; Camelidae
Gene: GNG2
Product: G protein subunit gamma 2
Biological process (GO): G protein-coupled receptor signaling pathway
Cellular component (GO): heterotrimeric G-protein complex
Molecular function (GO): G-protein beta-subunit binding
Source: RefSeq, a predicted model, not a curated record
AAGCUGGGUGGGGACUAGUCCCUGGGCUGCAGGCGCGGCUGCUACACAUACACACAGCGGCUGCCGCUCCGUGGGCAGCUCCUACUACUGCUGGGCUGGGUUGGGCUGCGCGGGGCGGGCUGCGCCGGAGCUCGCCUGCACACAGCCGCGCGGAGGGAGGAGAAAAGACACUCUUCUCUGGCCAGCCUCGGGAGCCAAGCCAGAUCUGCCAGUGAGCCUCCGGCUUUGGAAAUUGAAGAGUGUGUCUGAAAAACCCACCCAGCACUCCAAUGGCCAGCAACAACACCGCCAGCAUAGCACAAGCCAGGAAACUGGUAGAACAGCUGAAGAUGGAAGCCAACAUCGACAGGAUAAAGGUGUCCAAGGCAGCUGCAGACUUGAUGGCUUACUGUGAAGCGCAUGCCAAGGAAGAUCCCCUCCUGACGCCUGUUCCGGCUUCAGAGAACCCAUUUAGGGAGAAGAAGUUUUUCUGUGCUAUCCUUUAAGUCUUCGAGUGGGGCCUGAGGAGCCUCGGGGCUCCAGGGACACUGAUGUAGAGUUUUUAGCAAAGUGGGCGCCUUUCUAGUCCACAGCAUUUAAAGAGAGGGAGGAGAACCAUCCUGGAAACUCCAGGCUAUGCAUGUUUAAAGAAGUUGAUCCACACCCCGAGUUAAGAGAUCUGAUGUCUGCAGAGCUGCCUGGAGGAGGGGAAUGUGUAAAGAUAAAAUCGGUGUCAUUUCUUUCCCGCUCCCUCCCCAAACCUUAUGUUCCUGCUUCAUAUUUAAAAAAAAAUAAAAAUUAAAACAGACAGCUGUACUGAGCUAAGAUAUGUAUGACCUUGGAAUGAAUAUUGCCUUUAGAAUACCCUCUGACAAGCUGAGUCGUCCAGUGUCGCCGCGGUUCGGUGUAAUGGCAUUGAUGUUUUGUCGUUGUGCCUUUUUCUUUUUCCCUUCUCUCCUGCCCCUCCUUCCAUCCCCCACCCCCAUUAGAGUAGUGAAGGGAUAAGGCUGGACUUGUGUGUAAAACUGAACUCCAAGGAUGAUCACCCAAAGGGUUUAGGGAGAUGUUCCCCGUGGUUUAUCCUCAUUGUAAUAAUAACAGCAAAUGCCGGUUGUCUGUGUUCUUUUAUCACUAUUCCUAACAUUUGUACAUGAUAGCUUUGAUUCUGCAAGUAAAAGUAAAUCCUGUGUUGUGACUGGUGCUUUCAUAUAUUUGUGACAGUUUUUGAGUAAUACUGCAUGAAAAUGUCCCUAUGUUACAUCCAUUCAGAAGUUUCGUUGUUUUACUAUAAAGUUUGGAAAAGGAAUGAGAGACAUGAAGCUCGGGAGGAAAACACUCAGUAUCUUGGAAAUUGAGGUUACUUCAGAGCCUUAGCCUUGCCUAAAAUACCUCCGAGUUAACGGUUGAGUCAACGGUGGCCUCCUCGAUGUAUCUUCCAGCAUCCAAAGCAUUUUGAUUUUAUUCAGGACCCAGGGCAGCCCAGGUAACGCCAAGCAGCAGAGGCAAGGAUUCACCCUUAGUUGGGAAAUGCUUUUGUCGCAGAGUAAGAGCAAAUUCGUUUUCCCUGAAUCACAGAAAUUAUAGACUGAGGGAAGGCUUUGUGUGCUCUUCUUAGCGAGAAAGAAACGUGGCCCUCAUUCGUUGAAGUAGCAGGAGAAAUAUCCGAACGACUCCAGACUAGCCCCUACUCUCAGUAUCCCGGCUAUUCACCCACCAGGGAGAAGGGGGCAGGUGCCGCCCCGCAGCAGCUCCACCACGAAGGGUUCUAGUUUUGUUUUUGCCCCUGAGAUGGCCUUUGGUUUUCACUGAACAAAAGUUUUAGUAGAACCUUUGCUUUGUUUUUCUCCGCUUUAUUAGAGUCGCUCUGUCUUUAUUUACAACGCCCUUGCAACUUGAGUUCUCUCUCCCCAAGAGAUGAUGUUGAAAGUGACAUUUCUUUGUGGCUCUUUCCUCCACCGGUAAUGGGAGGCCCUGGAAGUCCUUCUCACUUUUUUCUGUGUCAUUCCUAGGCAAAUGAGGGCUCUUUUACAGCUCCUUGUUUGCUUCGAAAUCCCAAAAGUCCAUUUCUGAAUUAAUUUUAUUCUCUUUCCAUUCUCUUCCUCCCAUUAAAAAAAAAAAAAAGGUGGAAAGGAAGGGAAAAAGGCUUAAUAUGCCAAGGACAGAUCUUGAAACAGACUUGAUUAAUAUUUUCCUUAGCUCCUUGUAUGAGCAUAAUGGUAAAAGAAUCAAUACAUCCAAUUAAAACUCAUGCCUAGGGAGACACUGUGAAAUGUAUGAAUGCACUUCUGUAACCAGAUACUUCUGUUCAAACCUUGGGAUUUUGUUACAGUCAUGGGACACUGAUGAAGAUUUAGAGGGGAAAAAACCUUGGCAGAGUAUUAAACUACGGUAUUGUACCAUUGGCUUAGUAAUACUGUGGAAUCAGUUAAAACCCAACCACGUUUUUCAAAUGAGCCAAAAUAUGAAUGGAGUAUGUGGUCACAUAAAAACAACUGUGAAUAAAGCACCCUUUGGUGGUGAUGAAGGCAUUAUUAUAAGACCCUGAUGCUUUUCAUAAUCCAUAAUCCAUUUAUUUUUCUCAGAAGGCCUCUUUGUAUUUUCAUGUAAAUCUAGAUGUUUGGAGCAAUUAAAAUGGCAUUAAAACUUUUAAGAAUACAACUCUGGUAAUUAAAAGUUAAGGAAGUUCCAAAUUGCAUUUGACCUUGUUUAUCAAAGGGGAAAGAAGGCAGAAAAUACACAGCCAUCAGAUAUUAAGUUUAAGAAAAAUGUGUUAGCUUUUUCAUAAUUUCAUGUCCUACUUUAUGGAAUUAUAAUGCCAGAGUUUUUAUAUGAGAUUUGACUUACUGGUAGUUUUACUUGUUAAGAGGGAAAUAACUUUUUGAUGACUUAUGCCUCUAAAGAGUUUUAAUUCUUUUAGAAAUUUUACAAUCAUUUUCACCAGCAUAAUCUUAUCUUAAAGGUUAACCAAUAGGAAAACUUAGCUCAAUCAUUCAAGGCCCUAAUUUAUGUAUGUAAUAUAUUGGAUAGUAAUGAAAAUCUGCCAUGGAACUCAUUAAACAGUAGUAAUAACCAUUGUAUUUAUAAUGCAAACUCUGUUAAGAAAAAAAACAGUCUUCAUCAUCCUCAAUAUUAAAUCUGCUUUCUUUUUUUUCUUUCUAUUUUAAAUCAAGUGCUAUUUAAUUUAAGCCAGAGGUUGUGAAUCAGUACUUUGAACUGAGGCUAAUUUUGCUAAUAAUAUUUGAAAGAGAUUGCUUACCAAGGAAAAAUUAAAAACUAUUUCUCCAUACUCUCCUAUUCUCAGAAGGAAUUUUGAGAAACCAAGCAUGCUGUCUUAGGGGAUUUUGUACUUUUUUUUUUAAUAUUUGCUUCUAGCUGCUCCUGGCAAUGGUGAAUUGUUACAUAUACAUUAAUGUUUUCCCAGCUCGAGAAUUGUUCCCAUUUUUCCUAUUUGAGAUCUAUGGAGUGUGUCUUUCAAAGAGAAGGGAAUACAGAAAUGUUAAAGCAGAAGAACCUGAAUGUGAUGUGUACAUUUUCAUCCCAUGUGGACAAUGUAUUUGUUUUAAUAAAUGGAAUUUUCAGAUUCA